Linepithema humile (Argentine ant) is the source of this 5107-nucleotide messenger RNA. RefSeq lists its product as uncharacterized. Gene Ontology annotation, molecular function: protein binding. The record is from RefSeq and is a predicted model, not a curated record. Lineage: Eukaryota; Metazoa; Arthropoda; Insecta; Hymenoptera; Formicidae.
UGUUACGUGCACGUCUCGUAUUCGGAUUCGUGUGUGGUGCCGCGGUAUGUACUUUUGAUAAAAACGGAUAUUCCGUGAGUUCUCGUGCAAGUAAGAGAUCAGGGAAGCUAUUAGGUGUCGCGACUUAUCGCGUCGCGAGCGGCUGUUCCCGCCCGGUCGCGCGCGCGUUGCAACUUGAUCUGCAGUAAUUUCUCAAUUAAAAUCAUCUGUAUCACGUAACACAGUCGAAAUAUAUCUAGUGAUUGAGUGCGCGCGAUCGAGAAAAAACCACGGUCGGGUCAUCGUCACGUCGAUCUCGAAUCGCCUUUCAUUUUCCUUCAUCCACAUUUCUCUCCGUGCAUCUCGCGGGAUUCUGGUGACAUCAAAGGGACCGUUCUCCAUCGGGAUUUUGCUAUAUCGAGGUUAUGACCUAGAAUGAGUUCACAAAUGGAUCAUCGAAGAAUAACAUCGACGGGAUGCAAAUAAAGUGCAUGAUUGAAUAAUGCAUUGUGAAGCGGUGAUUUUACGCUAUCAUUGUUAUGAUAUAGCCCGAGAAGAAGGAUGCAGCACGGAAAAGGAGGAUAGAAAACACGGAACGCUCGAAAAGGUGUAUGUACAGAUCACUGGUGUCUCGUUUUUGCAUCGUAAAAAGACACGGCUACAAUAAAAAGCAGAAGUGGAGACGGACACGUGUGCGGAAGGAUACGCGGUCCAUAUCCGGCCCGCCAUCCUGGCGGCAUGGUCCUUUGGGCCACAAUACUAAUCCUUCAAGGAGCUGGAUUCGUAGGCUCGGUGACAGGCAUCCCCGGCGUCCCGGAAAACAUAACGGUGAUGUUCUUGAAUCCGACGUCUGUGCGCGUGUCUUGGAGCACCAGCCAGGUCGAGCAGGUCGAAAAAUAUGACGUCACAUACAAGCCAACAGACGCCAGUUACAGGGUGGUGGCGGUGGUCGCAGGAAACAGCGAAGCAGUCACCUUGAGCGGCCUUCGGGCUGACACGCAAUAUCAACUGGUUGUAACUGCCGUGAGAGCUGGAAAGAAGUUCCGAAGUCGACCGAUCGUCUUCCGUACACUCGGUAAGCUUUACCCAUCUCCGUCAUCACGGUCACAAGUGACAGAGCCACCACGCACGUCACCGCAGCAAGAUAACACGGUAACCGGUGGUCCUCUUCCUCCACCUCCACCGUCCUCGCAACAACCUCAACCGUAUAUACAAAUCCGCGGCGUCGAGGUGGGCAUAGUAGUGUUAGUGCUGAUAGUUUGGGCGGGCGCGAUAGCGUUGUUCUUCAAUCGCUGGGGCAAGAUCCGCAUGCUGCUGCCUUAUCAGCCCGAUUACAAGGAGCAGCUCAAGGUUCCCGGCACCGGUGUAUGCACGGCUGCGAACGCCUCGUACACCCAGCAUCCGACGCAGCACGCGUGUUCUCAGCAUCUGCACUGGUCGAGCCAUCACGUGGACUCCAUAGACAGCACCGCAGCUUUAGGCUGGCCGAGAGCCUCGAGGCCGCGUGUCAACAGUGCCAUCGACGUGGCUGGCUUCCUAUCGCAGGAAUUUUUACGCCGCCACGGAUCCACGUCGAAGUUAUGUCGUAAGGUUCGCAGUGCAGAUAACUUGCCUUUCGCAUCAACGAAUCGCCACGAUCUACGAAGAAACUCUAAGGAGGACGCCGAAGGCGACCGGGAAUCCUUCCUGAAACCAAAUCAAGACGACAAGUCUGAGGAUCAAGAUUCGAGAAGACAAAGCAGUCUCGAGAGUGCAACGAAGGACAAUACGGAAAUAUCGCUGUUGGAUCCCAGUCAUCAACAGCCAUCUUUGAGAGAUUCUCCGGUGGCAUCUUCGUCAUUGGUCACCAGACGUUUCGGGGGAUGGCGUACUAGCGGAAGUCACGAAUACGUCAGAUGCCCCGUGCGGCAGCCUGCUUCCAUGGAUGAACGGUGUUAUCGGCGAUCAUACGAUACCGAGGUCACUCGUCCGCCACGGUAUCAUCAUUAUCGUCGUCGCGCGGACACCGACCGACACACGAAGAGUUGCGACUACGCGAGGCGGGCAACCACGGAAUCGAGUAUCGAGGUACAGCAUUUCGGUCUGCCGAUUCUCAGCGUGAGCGAACCUAGUCCGCCAGACGAGAGCGAACGCGUUGAUGACUAUUUGUAGGAUUUGCUUGCCGAGGACUUCCUGAAGGAGCUCCUCGUGUAACUCGCCCGGCCAAUUCUCUCAUCCCGGUCCAGUCUCGUUCUUAAUCGCGCGGUUAAUCGUGUGUUACGCGAUCUCGCGUCCGGACAAGAUUUGCCUCCCUCGAGUAUUCGCUGUGCAUCACCAAUCGUUCUGCGCGGAAUCGACUACGCGUCACGUUCUUCGGUGGAUCAUGAUCGAUCCGAACAAGUUUAGCGAGAGCGCGGAUUUCUCGAUUGCAUGCGGUUUGUCUCUGUUCGUUGUAAGCGGUACUCUCGUACGUAUCUAUUUUAGAAGGAUUCAAAGAAAUAUAUUUGCUACUUGUAUGAUAUCAUAGGAACUGCGCAGCUACGAGGAGUAUUCGCAUUGGUGUGUGUGCUUGUGAUCGGAUUUUAUUUCUUAACAUGUUAUAGGUAUUAUGCUAAAUAUCGAUUAUUUUUUUCAACAUAAUGUCUCUCUGCUCAUCAUACUCUUUCCAAUACUUUAAAAGUCUCCUGGGGAUGUUAUAUACAUAUACGUAUAUUAGAAAACAAUUGGUGUUAAAUUCUAUAUUUUUCAUAACACGAAAAAUAUAAAGGCAAGGAUCAUAUUUGACCACCUUUUGUAUCAUAUUAUUUUUAGAGCAUAAUGUGGCUUGGUGGAUAAUUUCGUUACUUUAUUAUCGCUAAUGUGAAUUAAUUGAAACUCCAAUUAAUUUGACUUAAUGGAAAACGCUCACAAGCUGUCAGUUUGAAGUCUCGGACGCGAGUGAGAAUUAUAAUAAACUUGCUGCACAUUUUUACUUUUAGAAUCUUAUAUAUUUUGAUGUAUUGAGAGAUUGCUUACUUAUAGAUUUACCUACAUUCUUCUCUAUACACGAACAAAUGCGUAAUAAUGCGUAUAUAUUUUCUUCCACACUUUACAUUUCUUCUUUCUACGCGUACUAUAAAAUUCGUUAUUAAUGAGAAUAUGAGAAUUCAGCAAUACUGAAACUCAAGUAUUCUAAUUCCGAAAUUAGAUAUGGAGAUUGUUUCAAUUUAAUAGUAAAGUUAUGUACAGAUUAAAGACUGGCUGUUUAUUCUUAAAUAUAUGUCGCUUUGUUAUGAAUUUUAAAUAUUGUUGAUAUAUGAAUUUCUAGACUUCUCUCUCGGUAAUCUUUAAAGUUGUGUCAUAAAAUAUUUUAUCUUACAAAGUUAGCAUAAAACAACAUAUCAUAUCUUAAAACCGGAUAAAACUGGCUGUUGCAAAAUUCAAUUACGUAAACAUGAAAUAAAUAUCAUCAUAAUAUGAAGAAUUAUAUUCAAACUACAAUACUAGUCGAAAUUGCAAGUUAUUUUCAUAUUAUCUUAUUAUACGGUAUCUAAACAUAUAAUGUUAAACUAAUAUACCAUAUAUGCAUCUAUAUCGCAUAUCAUUAAAAGAGUUGAAAGAAUACUCGAAUAUUAAUCACGCAUAUAUAAUUUUAUUAAGGGAUUUUGAAUAUCGAUCGAAAUCCAAAGAAUAAAUUUCGCGCAUUUCCACGUUACCGAAGCCUAUAUGGGCCAAAACGUCUGUGAUAAAUGCACAUUUUUAGCCCGUAAUAAGCUUGACGUCCCGGAAAUGUUAUUCUGAGUUAAGUGAUAAGGAUCAUACAGUUUGCAUCUUACUUGCACGAAAAGCUAGCGAUAAUUCUAGCGUGCAAUUAAAUUACUUUAACUACAUCGAACGUAUGUAUAUGUAUAUGUAUCUCUCGUUUCUCAGUAGUAAAAGUAAACAUGCAAUCUUGAGUACUCGAAAUUAUACACCUCGACCACUUAAAAUACUAUAUCAUCGUACGGCAUGUAUCGCAACAUAUAGAAUGUCUUGAAUCAGUGGUAAUUUAUUAAGAAAACGUGCAACUGUGGUCAAAAGCAUCCUAUAUGUUAGGUGCGUUACCGCUUAUAGAACUGAUUUAUUUUCGCAUUGUCUCUUCCAAGCGACAAUUCCGCAUUUUCGCGUAUGAAAAUUUUCGACGUGUAAAUACCUGAAAGUUCGAAAUAUAUUCUAAUUCUUUGCGCAAACCGAACAGUUACGUAAGUUAAUCUUAUGCUGUAUGAAAAUUAAUUAUACAGAUCAUACUAAAAUUUCUUAAUAACAUUUUCAUGAUAAUAUUAAUCAUCAAUUAAAGGCCAAGUUGUAUCAUCUAAUUACAUAUAUGUCAAUAUUGGAAAUAUAAUAAAAGACGAAAAAGAAGUAGGAUAAAAUUAUUUAGUGAUGUUGAUAGCAGAAAGUUUCCUAGCAAAAAUUUUACUUUACUCUAAGAAAAUACACGUUAAUCCAUUUUCACAUAUAAUUAAGCUGUACAUUGAUUUUGUCUACGACUUAAGCAAAGUUUUAGAAACAACUUAACAUCUUCAGGUAUCUACGCGAUUGUAAAGCUCUUCAUUUAAGUGCACGCGAAAGCGCGAUUCUUGAUAAGAGAUUCUAUCGCGGAUGAACUACAAGAAUUUCUCUCUUCAAAAGGACGGAAUAUUGAGAAAAAAAUUUCUCCUUCGGCCGGUUUACCAUUUAUCAGGAUUUACUUCAUAACGUGGGAACAAUAUAGAUUGUGUAAUAAUGUGUGCGACAGAUAUUCGUGCGAAAUUGUGAUUACGUGCUCCGGAUUAUCAAGAACCCUAUCCCAUGACACAGCGCCUUAACGGUCGAUUAGAGAGCAAUUGCAUCAGCUUUUUCCAUGAUCACAAUCAUUACUAUACGAAACACGUGCCUCACCGCUGCCAAUCUUCCUCAACUUCGCAUCUUUGGACCAAUUGUUGUAGGAAGAAAGGGUCAUAUUUACGAAAAUUAAUUUUGUUUAUUAGAACAUGCAGAAAUGUUUAUACGAAAAUAUAUGGUCAAGUUUUUACAAUAAACAAAACAUUGGAAUAGGUAAAAAUCUUGCUACAAACACACCAUCAAAUCUUUUCUUAAAUCUUAUAAAAGUAUUAUGAUUCAUAACUGCGAGAUAUUGAGAAUAAUUAAA